Nylanderia fulva is the source of this 3577-nucleotide messenger RNA. RefSeq names its product 15-hydroxyprostaglandin dehydrogenase [NAD(+)]-like. NCBI's taxonomy places the organism in Eukaryota, Metazoa, Arthropoda, Insecta, Hymenoptera, Formicidae. The record is from RefSeq and is a predicted model, not a curated record. Gene Ontology annotation, molecular function: oxidoreductase activity, acting on the CH-OH group of donors, NAD or NADP as acceptor. Gene Ontology annotation, cellular component: cytoplasm.
GGACGGACUGCACGGAGGAGUUUUCAGAGAUUUAUUCCAGAUUUUAGGGAGACACUAUUCUUUCCUUCGAUGGCGAAUUCUUUAUCGAUGUUUAUUGUCUUCGCGUAUUUCGAUAAGAUCGGUGUAAGACGGUAAUUGCACAGCAUAUGCAGGUUGAUUGUUUUCGCUGACGAAGACUGCACCGUUCUCUCCCUUUUCGAUCAACUCCACAAUAGCAUUUGCCACAUGCUCAGAUGCGAAUAUGUUGAACAAUCGACUGAUACAAUACCCGAGAGUUCUUCGACACUCGCCACAUUUCCGACGAGAAAAAUGGCCCGAUCUGCGCCGAAUUCUUUCUUCAAUUCCGCAACAGCAGUUUCGCCGUUCGAAUCUGGCAAAUCUACGAUUGUGACAGCCUGUAAAAUAUAAUAAUGCAUCUCGCGCGAGGAGAAGAGACCCUGAUAAAUCGAACGUCACACACAGAUCGCGAGGUCAAAGGUCAUCAAACGAAAACACUGGGUUCUUCUAUAUCAGUUCAAGGAGGUUCUCAAGACCGGUCGAAGAUCCACAUCGCAACUGGUGAUCACAGCAUCCAAAGAAACGUAUUUGCUUGUCGAUUACGUGCAAUUUCGCAUGAAAUUCAUUCGACAUAAAAUUCGCAAACAAAAGUCGAUGGUUUUAAGUGUUGAUCGGGUCCUUUUAUAAGUGAAGAGUAAAUUCAGGAAAGAACAGUAGCUGGUAAAAUUGACAGGAAAUAUGCAGAUCAAGGAUAAACGAGUUAUAAUGACAGGAGCAGCAACUGAUUUGGGUCUGACAUUUAGCAGAGAGCUGCUGCGGAAUGGUGCCUCGAUUAUAGUUUUAAUCGAUGCUCAGCAAUCUUCCGGAGAACAAGCUGUAGAGAAUUUAAAUAACGAGUUUGGCCGCAAACGUGCUGUAUUUUUGCAUUGCGAUGUGACGAAUAAUUCCGAAUUUGACGCCACCUUUAAAGAGGCGAUCAAGAUUCUCAAUGGAUUGGAUAUUUUAAUAAAUAAUGCUGGCGUGAUAAACGAAAUUGAUUUUUCCAAAGCUAUUGAUGUUAAUGUGACAUCUGUAAUUCGUGGAACCCUCCUGGGAAUUCAACAAAUGCGAAAGGACUCUGGAGGCAAAGGUGGCGUUAUCGUAAAUAUUUCGUCCAUUGCCGGAUUACAAGCAGUAUCUCAGCUUCCGGUAUAUUCUGCUACGAAACACGCUGUAGUUAGUUUCAGCCGGUCUUUUGCACAACCUUAUCACUAUGACAGAACCAAUGUAAAAGUAAUCGUUCUGUGUCCUGGUUUGACCGGCACACCAGUUUUCGAAGGUCUGCCGGAAGAUAUUUCAAGCACUGACAUUUUGCAGAAGUAUCAACCUCAGAGGGUGGAUAGCGUUGCUCAUGGAUUGAUAUAUGUAAUUCGUUGCGCGCAAAAUGGUAGCGUGUGGAUUAGCGAGGAUGGAAAACCAGUUUACGAAGUGCAGCUUCCCGACACUCUACCGCAGAAGAAAACCGAGAUCGACAAAGUCCAUCUGAACAGCCCCGCCACGAAGAAAGUCGCGGUAUCGUGGAGAAUCCCACGUUGCUGCUUAUAUAAAUACUUGGAGGACCGUCUCGAAGAUCAGUCAAAACAUCCCAAUCCGCCAACACUUCGCCGACGUUCAUCAGCAUCCGAAAGAGCGAAGGAAAUAGAAGCAAUUAAUUGCAUAGUUUCUGCGAAAAAUGUUUUAAUAACUGGCGGAGCAGCAGGAUUGGGUAACGCUUUCCUCAACAACUUCUUAAAGCAUGGAGCAAAUAAAAUAAUUAUAUUGGACAUCGAUGCUGAAACCGGCAAACGAAUCGCACUUGGUAUCGAAAAAUCUUACGGCGAAAAGAAGGUAUACUUUAUACAGGCCGACGUAUCUAAUCACAAGCAAAUGACUGACGUUUUCGAAGAAGCAUCUUCGCUGUUGGGAAGCAUUGAUAUCGUAAUUAACAACGCUGGGGUUUUGGACGAGCGAAGAUGGGAAAAGGAAAUCGCGAUAAAUAUUGGUGGCAUGAUCAAUACUGCAAUGUUAGCCGUGAAAUACAUGAGAAGAGAUACGGGUGGUCAUGGUGGUAUUUUGGUGAACGUGAGCCAACACACGGAUAUUCGAAACACGGCCCAGCUUCCGGUUUAUACUGCCACGAAACACGCCGUCAUUGGUCUAUCGGAAUCUCUUUCGGAUCCUUGUAACUACGAGAAGACCGGUGUUUCCGUAAUAACUUUGUGUCCAGGACUGACGGAAACCGCCCUGACGAUAGACAGCCCCAACAAAUUACUCUCCAGAGUUAUGAAGGCGGAUUUCGUUAAAAGUCUUGAACAAUUCUCGAUACAGACACCUUAUGUAGUCGCGCAGGGUCUAAUGACAAUAUUGAGGACCGGCGAGUCCGGCAGUAUUUGGGUAAUCGAGAACGGCAGAGCGCCUUACGAGAUUUACGUGCCGAAUCCGCAAACACUACGCCGACACUACAAGAACAACUUUUCGUACGUCGACACUAAGGUCGUGAGAGGUCGCGCGAUAAGGGAAGUCUGCGACAACAGUAGAACAGGCCUGAUGAGCUGUGCCUGAUAAUUAAACAAGGGCUCGACAUCGUGAUCUCUCUCUUGCUCUACUCUAGGGUCAAGAAUCUUUUCGCGCGACGUCCACGUGGCGGACGCGUCGUCACUCGUCGAGACUUCGAUGAAGACAUUUCACACACACAAAUAUAAUCAAAAGCGCGAAAGUGAUGGAAGUGCAGUCGAAGCGAAAAGUCGUGAUAAGCUCGCAAAAGAUCUGUUCUUUCGCGAUUAUCACGCAUCCUCCGUAUAUUAUUUUAUAUUAUAUAAUUAUAUAUUUAUUAUUAUUAUAUAAUAUCAUAUAAUACUAUUAUAUAAUAUUAUAUAAUUUCACGCGCAUCUUCUGCCAUUUGACUGUAUUCGCGCAAUAGUUUAUAUUUCUUUCAUAAAUUUUCUGGCACAUUGUAUACGUAUCUGAGUUUAUUUUUUUUUAACGAAAAGUCAGAUUAUAUAUAAUAGAUAUUUUUGUGAUAAAAUUUAUAAUAAAUGAUUUGAAAAAUAAUAUCGAUACAUAGAAAUAAGAUCCCAAGCAAAUUUCAUAGAUUCGUACGAAUACUUUUACUUAUUUCCUUAUAUCCUGUAAACUUUCAAAUUCGUUAUGAAUAGAGGAACAUUGGAAUUUCUCUCAAUUACUUUGAUACUAAAAGUUUCAGUGUGCAUGUUAACGACAAUCACUUUCGAGUCAUUUAAAUGCGUCAUUUAAAAACAUAAAAACACAAGUCCAUAUGUGCAGAAAUAGAAAGACAUAAUUGCUCUCGGUACGUCCGACACGUGAUAAACUAACGCGACCUGUUAAUCUGAAAGGACGAUAAUAAAUCACUCUAGUUUGUAUCGCUUAUCAAGCAUUUGAAAAACACUGGAUGUAGCGCGUGGAAGACGCCAUUUUUUACGCACAUUUUAAUCACAUCGUAUGUAAUACGCAGCACAUUUCAGUAUUAUCAAGCACACGAUAGCCUUGUAUUUAACAUACGUUAAGGUCCUACGUGUAUAAAGACGUUAUAUAAUUCUAUUUA